Molecule: messenger RNA, 767 nt
Organism: Prunus avium (sweet cherry)
Lineage: Eukaryota; Viridiplantae; Streptophyta; Magnoliopsida; Rosales; Rosaceae
Product: protein PLANT CADMIUM RESISTANCE 2-like
Source: RefSeq, a predicted model, not a curated record
UAAUGUAUCCUACAGCACCUCCUGACGAGGAGAAAUAUGCAGCUGAUCAUAAUAAUCACCAAAACAUUGCAAAUCCUGUCCCAGUUCCAGGGCUGAACAAUCCUAGUGUAUUACGAACGUACACUCCUCCCCCGUACGCAUACAAUACGCAGCCUGCUGGUCAUGUAAGGGGGACCUGGUCCACUGGUCUUUGCCAUUGUUGUGAUGAUCCUGCAAAUUGUAUGAUCACUGCCUGUUGCCCUUGCAUCACGUUCGGCCAGAUAGCUGAGAUUGUGAGCCAAGGCUCCACAUCUUGUGCUUCACAGGGAGUGUGCUAUGGGGUUCUUCUAGCAACAACUGCAAAUGCAUGCUUGUAUUCGUGCUUCUACCGCUCGCGGUUGAGAGGCCAAUAUGACUUGGAAGAAGCUCCUUGUGUGGACUGCCUGGUGCACUUCUGCUGUGCUACUUGUGCACUAUGUCAAGAGUACAGAGAGCUCAGAAAUCGCGGUUUCGAUAUGGGGAUAGGUUGGGAAGCCAAUAUGGACCGACGAAGGCGCGGAGUUACUGCAGCUCCGACUGUGGUUCCAGGGAUGACCAGAUAAAAGAGUAUUCUGUGGCGCCAUUUCUUUGUGUCAAGGGUGCUGCUGAUGUUGCUGUGCUGCUACUUGCACACUUUCGUUAUGUUAUGAACUUUUUGUGUGCAUGUUCUUUGAGGCUGGUUUUGAGUGCUUACCCAUGUGUUCUUUAUGUGAUUUUAUAAUAAAAUUCUUCAUGUUGAGUUCAAACUA